Glycine soja is the source of this 426-nucleotide messenger RNA. RefSeq lists its product as uncharacterized. The record is from RefSeq and is a predicted model, not a curated record. The transcript has a single exon. Bases 1 to 426 code for a protein of 141 amino acids. Lineage: Eukaryota; Viridiplantae; Streptophyta; Magnoliopsida; Fabales; Fabaceae.
AUGGAACACAAGGCAUAUUGGGCUUUGAAAUUUCUAAACAUUGAUGAGAAGGCAUCCAUGGAGCACAGAAAGAUCCAAUUGUUGGAGCUAGAAGAAAUGCGAUUAACAGCUUACGAAUACUCACGACUUUGCAAAGAGAAAGUCAAGACAUAUCAUGAUAAGAAAUUGUUGAAGAGAGAAUUCAAACUGGGACAAGAGGUACUACUUUUUAAUUCAAGAUUGAAAUUAUUUCCUGGUAAGCUGAAGUCCAAAUGGUCUGGACCCUUCAUGAUCAAGAAAGUUCGAUCUUAUGGUGCAAUAGAGUUAUAUGAUCCACAAUCUCAAACUCCUGACAGAACAUGGGUUAUAAAUGGUCAGAGGUUAAAAUUGUACCAUGGUGAAGAAUUUACAAGGACACAUAGCACUGUUCAUUUGAUUGCCCAUUGA